AUGGCGCGCACGACGACCCGGAGCGGGCGUCGGGAGAUGAACCCGACGGAUGCCUACCGGAAGCUGCAGCGCAAGAAGGAGGUUCAGAAGAACAAGAAGGAGAGGAAGAAGGUCCGGGAGUUCUCGGCGAUGGUUCGGAACCCGGAUCUCAUGGUUGAGGAGGUGCAAAGAAUGGAGGUGCUAGACGCCGCGGGCAAGCUCAGCGAGAACGACGUCAAGCGGCUGGCCAACCUCCGCGUGACCCAUCGGGUGCUACUCAAGAAGAAGAAGGCUCAGGAAGAAGCUGUCAGGUGUGCGGGAGGACCGUCGGGUUUCGGCAUUCGCCCCCCCCCUCCCCCGCCACCGCCGGCGCCCGCCGCCGGGUACACGGAGCGGCCGUAUAACCUGAACAAGCAGGGAGGGCCGCAACAGCGAGGGGGAGCGCACGCUGCCGCUUACGGCCCUUCGCAGCGCGGUCGAUUCCGAGGGGUGAUCGCAGAGUCGCAAGCCUUCCAAUGGGACGGGAGGGGCGCAGGGUGUUUUGAGUCGCAACCGCGUGGUAGUUGAUCGUGUCGUCGUAUUUAGCCGACAUAAACCCGGAACUCGCCUCCUUUUCGGUAGCCGCCGCUGAGAGUCCGCUCUUUCUCGCCAAGUUGGUGACGUCACCAAAGGACUUGUACUGUGCCCGUUGAAAGAAUCUCUCAAAGGAUGGAUGUGUUGACGCCUUGACAAGGAAUUCAGAACGCGCCACCUCUCAAGAACCUCUACUGUAGUCUCCGUCGAGGCUGGGGUUGUUAGUUCCUAUCAAGGGACAUGCUACCAAUGGUCGCUAUAUAUAUAUAGGUUUUACUGUAGGGGAUCUUAACCGGGCUCACAAUAUGGUGGUCAAGUUCUUAAAAUCUUGAUUU
Molecule: messenger RNA, 887 nt
Organism: Ectocarpus siliculosus
Lineage: Eukaryota; Phaeophyceae; Ectocarpales; Ectocarpaceae
Source: the annotation of a GenBank genome assembly